Chrysoperla carnea is the source of this 2442-nucleotide messenger RNA. It is a transcript of the gene GlnRS, whose product is annotated as probable glutamine--tRNA ligase. The coding region runs from base 105 to 2435 and encodes 776 amino acids. Gene Ontology annotation, molecular function: ATP binding; glutamine-tRNA ligase activity. The record is from RefSeq and is a predicted model, not a curated record. Gene Ontology annotation, biological process: translation; glutaminyl-tRNA aminoacylation. Lineage: Eukaryota; Metazoa; Arthropoda; Insecta; Neuroptera; Chrysopidae. The transcript is spliced from 8 exons. Gene Ontology annotation, cellular component: aminoacyl-tRNA synthetase multienzyme complex; cytosol; cytoplasm.
CCCACACUAACCUUUACACGUCAACACGUGUCAAUCUGUCAGUCAGUUUUCCGGGUAUUGGGUUACGAAAGUGUGAACCUUAAUUCUACUUAGAAUUCUCCAUCAUGACAGUUGAAGACGCCGAUUUAUUAAAUUCUUUCGUCUCUUUAGGAUUAAGUGCACAGAAAGCAAAAGAAACAUUAAAAAAUGCGACAGUUACUAAUAAUUUAUCCCUGGCUUUAAAAGAGGUUCGUGGAAUUGAGCUGCCGGAAGGAGCUGGAAUGUUAAUAUAUCAUUUGGCAACUAAAAUAAAAUCACAAAUUAUAGAUCAGUUACCAUUUUUAGUUAAAUAUAUAGUUAGCGAUAAGUUAAAUACAACUGUUCGUGUUGACAAAGCUCUCGAGUAUGUUUUAACACAUAUAAAUAAAAUUAAUAUUGAUGAAUUUGAAAAAUUCUGUGGAGUUGGAGUAGUUGUAACACCGGAGCAAAUAGAAAAAUGUGUAGAAAAGUAUCUUUCUGAAGUUAGAGAUGAUUUAAAACAAAUGAGAUAUCGGUUUAAUGUCGGCUUGUUAAUGCAAUCAAUCCGUGGUGAAAUACCAUGGGCUGAUGGAAAAGCUGUUAAGAAUGAAGUCGAUUUACAGAUUUUUAAUUUAUUGGGGCCGAAAACAGAAGCUGAUUUAGCACCUGCGCCUAAAGUUGAUAAAAAAGCAACCAAGAAACCAGAUUCGAAAAGCUCAGCUAAUACUAAAAAAGACGCCACCAAUGAAUUAGGUUAUCAGCCAUUAACAAUCCACGAUGUAAUGAAAAAGGUUGAUUUUCAUUUGCCUGGUGAAAAUUACAAGACCGAUGGAUAUGUUGUAACUGAAAACACUCAGAAGCUACUGGCAAAACAUCUUAAAGAAACUGGAGGAAAAGUUCAAACUAGAUUUCCUCCAGAACCAAAUGGAAUUUUACAUAUUGGUCAUGCCAAAGCAAUUAAUAUAAAUUUUGGAUAUGCCCAAGCUCAUAACGGAAAUUGUUAUCUUCGUUAUGAUGAUACCAAUCCUGAAAAAGAAGAGGAAAAAUUUUUUGUCGGGAUCCGAGACAUGGUUGAAUGGCUUGGUUAUAAGCCAACGAAGAUUACCCAUUCUUCCGAUUAUUUUGAUCAAUUGUAUAAAUGGGCAGUUGUGUUAAUUGAAAAAGGUUUAGCGUAUGUCUGUCAUCAAACAACAGAAGAAAUGAGAGGAUUUGAUGUUAAACCGUCUCCAUGGCGUGAUCGUCCAAUUUCUGAAAGCUUACAACUUUUUGAGGAUAUGAAAAAUGGAAAGAUUGACGAAGGUGAGGCAACAUUACGAAUGCGUCUUACAUUAGAAGAGGGUAAAUUGGAUCCAGUUGCAUAUCGUGUAAGAUUCACAUCGCAUCAUCGAACUGGAGAUAAAUGGUGUAUUUAUCCUACGUAUGAUUAUACACAUUGUUUAUGCGAUAGUAUCGAAAAUAUCACACAUUCGUUAUGUACCAAAGAAUUUCAAUCUCGACGAUCUAGUUAUUACUGGUUAUGUAAUGCAUUGGAUAUUUAUUGUCCUGUACAAUGGGAGUAUGGACGCUUAAAUGUAAAUUACACGGUAGUAUCAAAACGAAAAAUAGCUAAAUUAAUUGAAGAAAAUAUUGUAAACGAUUGGGAUGAUCCACGUUUAUUUACGUUAACUGCUUUACGGCGACGAGGAUUUCCUCCUCAGGCAAUUAACAAUUUUUGUGCUCAGUUAGGUGUAACUGGAUCACAAAGUGUUGUUGAUCCUAGCAUGUUGGAUGCAUUUGUACGAGAUGAACUGAAUAAUACUGCACCUAGAGUAAUGGCUGUUUUAGAUCCUUUGAAAGUGAUAAUAAAAAAUUUCCCACACCCUGAUGCAAUUGAAUUAACUGUGCCAGAUUUUCCCAGCAAACCUGAUAGUACUUCUCAUAAAAUUUUAUUUGAUAGAGUUAUUUAUAUCGAACAAAGUGAUUUUAAAGAAGAGGCUGAUAAAGAUUUUCGUCGAUUAACAACCAAACAAAGUGUUGGAUUGCGUCAUGCGGGCUACGUGAUUGAAGUGUCUGAAGUAGUUAAAAAUGAUAAAAAUCAAAUUGUUGAAGUAAUCUGCAUUUGUACCAAUGUUAAUGAAAUUAAAGUUAAACCGAAAGCAUUUAUUCACUGGGUUUCUAAACCAGUUGAUAUUGAAGUCAGACUUUACGAUAUGCUAUUUUUACAUAAAAAUCCGGAGGAUGCGAAUGAAGUACCUGGUGGAUUUCUUUCAGAUUGUAAUCCAAAUUCUUUGGAAAUAAAAAAAUGUUACGGUGAUGUAUCUCUUAAGUCAGCUAAAGUUUAUGAAAAAUUUCAAUUAGAAAGAAUAGGAUUCUUUUCCGUUGAUCCUGAUUCAUCCAAUAAUAAGUUGAUUUUGAACCGUACAGUUACAUUAAAAGAAGAUGCUGGAAAAAAUAAUUAAAAACUAA